This is a messenger RNA of Lachnellula hyalina, 480 nucleotides long. RefSeq lists its product as uncharacterized. The transcript has 2 exons. The coding region runs from base 1 to 480 and encodes 159 amino acids. The record is from RefSeq and is a predicted model, not a curated record. Lineage: Eukaryota; Fungi; Ascomycota; Leotiomycetes; Helotiales; Lachnaceae.
AUGGAAGUAUUACAAGAACUAGCCCUCCAGACCAUAUCCCUCUACCACUUCCUAACGCCCUACCUCACGCCCCUCACCUCCACCCUCAACUCCGCCUACACCCACAUAUACCCCAUCGCCCUCCCCUACGUCAACCGGCUCUUGAUUCUCGCCCACGACUCCCCCGCGCUGGUCUCCGUCGCCUUACUCCUGCUAUUCCUGCUACUCGCGAUGCGCAUCCUGGGGGCCGUGCAAAGGCUCGUGGUGUGGUGUUUUCGGCUGAUAUUGAGAACGGCGUUUUAUGGGGGCGUGGUGGUGCUGGGGUGUGUGGUUUGGCAGAGGGGGGUGGAGAGGACGGCGAGGGAUGUAGGGGCGUGGGGGAAAGUGUUGGCGGAGGUUUGGGGGAGGGAGUAUGAGAGGUGGGAGGGGUAUCAGAAACUGCAGCAGCAGCAGCAGGGGCAGGUUGGGGGCGGAGUGGGGAAGGGGAGUUCGUGGAGGUGA